Dovyalis caffra is the source of this 1884-nucleotide messenger RNA. NCBI's taxonomy places the organism in Eukaryota, Viridiplantae, Streptophyta, Magnoliopsida, Malpighiales, Salicaceae. The record is from the annotation of a GenBank genome assembly.
AUGAAUCAGCUUCUUCUCAGUCUCCUGUUUUUCUUCUGUAUACCUCCAAAUCUUGAUGCCCAACAAAGUUAUUCAGGAAACAAAGUCAUGGAUUGUGAUAACAGCGACUCAACGGGCCCAUCUUCAGCUUUUCUUUACACCUGCAAUGGUAAGAAUCAAUCCUGCCAAGCCUUUCUCAUCUACAAAUCUCAACCUCCUUAUAACACAAUCUCCAGUAUUUCAAACCUCCUAUCUUCAGACCCACUUGAGCUUGCUCGCAUCAACAAUUUCUCAAGAUCUGCUGUUAUCCCAACAGGUAAAGAGGUAAUAGUUCCUGUACUUUGUUCCUGCUCAGGGCAAUACUAUCAGGCCAACACCUCUUACACAAUUCCAAGUAUUUAUGAUUCAUACUUUACUAUUGCAAACUACACGUAUGAGGGUUUAGCCACUUGUGACUCUCUUAAGCGUGAAAACAAUUACAGUGAAUUUAGCUUGGAUAUCGGUAUGAAACUGCAGGUGCCACUUAGAUGUGCUUGUCCUACAAGAAAUCAAACCGAAAAUGGUACCAAGUAUCUAUUAAGUUACUUGGUCAGUUGGGGGGACGAAGUUCGUAAUAUCAGUGAGAGGUUCAAUGCAAGUAUAAAGAGCGUAAUCUAUGCAAAUAGGUUCACUGAAGAUGAUCCAACUAUCUUCCCUUUUACCACAAUUCUUAUUCCACUGUCAAAUGAACCUUCAAGCUCGCAAACAAUAAUUCAGUAUUCACUACCGCCCCCUUCUUCUCCCUUCACUCCAUUUAAUAGGAUCGAGAGGUCAAGUACAGGAUUUCAUAGAAUGAUUAUAAUUGGAAUUUCCUUGCUGGUCCUCUCCUCUAUUUUAUCCAUGGUGCUGUUGCUUUACAAGAAGAAAAUUUUUGGAGCUCAAAAGGAUGGAAAGGAGAAAAAGAAAGUUGCUUUGCCUGAAGAAUUCUUACAUGACGUUGCUGAGGUAGAUCAGGGGUUGAAAAUCUACAAAUUUGAGGAACUAAGGGUGGCUACCAAAGAUUUCAGCAUCCAGAGUAGGUUGAGUUGUUCUGUCUAUCAUGGCGUCAUCGGUGGACAAGUAGUCGCGAUAAAAAUGACGAGCAAAGACGUAUCUAAUGAGGUGAUUUUGCUGAGAAAGAUUAACCACUUCAAUUUGAUCAGGCUCUAUGCUGCAUGUGAGCAUCAGGGGGUUUUCUACCUCAUCUAUGAGUUUAUGGAGAAUGGUUCUUUGAGAGAUUGGCUCUGCAAAAAGGAUUGUCUUGAAGUUCAGAGUUGGAAUUUCAGGAUUCAGAUUGCCUUGGAUGUUGCUAAUGGGCUUCACUAUCUUCACAACUUCACUGAUCCUACUUGUGUGCACAAGCGCAUCUGUAGCAACAAUGUUCUGCUCAACAGACAUCUAAGAGCUAAAAUUGCAAACUUCAGCCUUGCACAUUCAGCAAAGGAAGAAGAAUACAUGAAUUCUUCAAUGAGGUUGGCUUUUGGGGAAAAAGGUUACAUGGCACCUGAGUAUAUAGAAUAUGGCUUGGUGACUCCUGAGAUUGAUGUAUAUGCUUUUGGGGUCGUUCUGCUGGAAUUAGUUACCGGAAAGGAAGCAGUUUUUAUACAAGAUGAAAAAGAAACGCAAUUAUCAGAAGCAAUAAUUUCAAUCAUGGAGGAAGAUGAUGGAGAAGCUGAACUUGGCGGCCUUAUAGAUCCGUGUCUGAUGGCAAAGCACAGCAUGAAAAUUGUCCUGCAAUUGGUGAAGUUGAGUCUAGCCUGCUUGGAAGAAGAUCCAGAAAGUAGACCAAGUAUGGCUGAAAUAGUCUCCUCACUUUUGAAGAUUCAAGUGGAUGUACAGAAAUCGGAACCAUAUUUGUGGAGGGGGGUUCAAAAUUUCAAUGUCUGA